Caenorhabditis sp. 36 PRJEB53466 is the source of this 3801-nucleotide messenger RNA. The record is from the annotation of a GenBank genome assembly. Lineage: Eukaryota; Metazoa; Nematoda; Chromadorea; Rhabditida; Rhabditidae.
AUGAGCGAACUUGACCAACUUCGACAGGAGGCUGAGCAGCUAAAGUCCCAGAUUCGGGUGAGUUCAGUUGUCGUUCAGUUCUUCUAGUUCGAAACAAAUUGAGUGAACGGAAACAUCCUAUGCCAGUUCUUGAGGUGUGAUUCGGAACCCGUUGAAAAAUGAUACACAUACAUCUUUAUAUUUAUACAUAUACGCAUACAUCUACAAAUUGUUGGUAAUAAGUAAAGAAGCGGAGCGGUCGCCGCCGUUGCCGUCGAUGUGCGCCGUUGUUGUUACCCCGUACUUGGUGGACGAGAGAUGAGGGGGACACGGACGACGUGCUCCUGCACUGGAUGUAUAAAACACGGUCGUCUCUUCUGCUUCUUCCCGCGCGACGUCGUCCCAACACAGUCGCUUUCUUCCCCUGCUGCAAAAUAUCGAUUCGCAGGAGACUGGUGAUGGCCUAGCACAAGUUGUUGCUCCACGCAGUCAGCGGCAGCGAGCCAUUGGCCGAUGGGGUCGCCCCGGUUGGUGGGGACACUACCGAGGGAAGUGGAGACGGACGAGAAGCUGGGCAGAAGCGGGCGAGGAGAAUAGAUUGGCUGCCUAAUGUGAGAUUGUCGGCGUCUCGGGCAGACGGAUGCUAUCUGGUCGCUUCGCUUCACGGGCCCGCCGAAUGCUCUCAAUUUCUGGCGAGCUGCCGACUGGCCGGGCGAGAGAAAGAGGGGCUACUGCUCUUCUCCGUGCAAGCCUAGUAGUCGGAGAGGCGCAGACAACAAGGCCUAGUGCGCCAUUUUCCCUUGAGGGCUCUGUGCGCCGUCGUUGUCAACGCGCUCACUAGAAUUGGUGGUGGCUCUUCGAUCGAGCUGGGCAGAGCACGAGAGAGCAAUAGAAGAAGCCACUCUUAUCCGAGAGACGCAGGCACUCACUACACGCACAUGGGUGUGCGCACGAAAUGUUGCGCGAGGCGCAGGCCGAAGCCUCCAAAAGUGUGAGUUUGAGCGAAUUGGGUGGAGCUUUCUCUGUCACUCGCUUCUCUGGAGCUCUUGCUCUGGAAGGGUUGAGCCGGACGAAUAGGCCAAGAAAGGAAGAGAGAGAGAGAGAGGGAGCAACAGAGCGAGCUGCUGCUGGUUUGAAUGGAUUGAAUAAAAUAGUGAGGCUAGUGUUUGUUGAGCACAGUAGGGAUGCUUUGGAUAUUGGGAAUGAGCAAGGUGAUAAUGAGAAAGAAAAUGAAAGGGAACAGGAAUGUCAGACCUGGAAUAAAUUAACUACAUGCCUACAUGGGAAGCUGACAGUGAUACAAAAAGUACAUAGAAAACCUCAGAAACUGGUACGGUUCAACCAGUAUAAUUUUUCGUCGUCUCAUUUUUGUGAGAGUUCGGGAAGUGAGUGUUUUGCUGUGAUCUUCUUUCCAAUUCAGAAGUUAUUUGGAAGGUUUUCUUCCUUCACCCACUUCACCCAGAAUCAGUUUAAUCAGAUGACGUUUCUUAGAAAACGCAUAAAAUGAAUAUUAAAAAUCCAACUGUUAUAAAAAAUUAAAUUCUCAUCCAAUAUAAUUACAGGAAGCCCGGAAAACAGCAAACGACACCACACUGGCCACAGUGGCUUCGAAUUUGGAGCCGAUCGGUCGUAUCCAGAUGAGGACGAGACGCACGCUUAGGGGACAUUUAGCCAAGGUUCACUCGAUUUUCAUCAUCCAAUUAACUUCUGGUUCGUUUCAGAUUUAUGCAAUGCACUGGGCAUCUGACAGUCGCAAUUUGGUAUCAGCUUCACAGGACGGUAAACUGAUCGUAUGGGAUUCAUACACCACAAACAAGGUACUCAAAUCCGUUUUUGUCGUUUCUUUUCACAACAACUCUGUUCCAGGUGCAUGCCAUUCCGUUGAGAUCGUCGUGGGUGAUGACUUGUGCCUACGCACCAUCGGGAUCGUUUGUCGCUUGUGGAGGUGAGUGUCUUCUGAUUCUGACUUGCGUCGUUAUGGCGACGUGCGGCUCGUGUUGAUUUCUCGUGCUCCACGGGAGAAGAGGGGAUUACUCAUUGUAUUCUUCGCGAAGUCAGAACUAUAGAGGCGGGAUUAAAAGAGAGAAAGCUCAAUACGUCACAGCUCAGACUUUGGACAAAUGCGCAAUAAACCAGGUUUAAAAACUGAACCUUCCGAAUUUCAGGUCUCGACAAUAUUUGCUCAAUCUACUCGCUGAAAACGCGUGAAGGCAACGUGCGGGUGUCUCGCGAACUUCCAGGACACACUGGAUACUUGUCCUGCUGUCGGUUCCUCGACGAUAACCAGAUUGUCACCUCUUCCGGAGAUAUGACUUGGUAGGUGUUACUUUUCGACCAAAAAGUGUCCCUGAAAUCGGAGUCUCCCUCGAGAACCUAGUAAAUAAAAAAGAGUGCAUUGAGGAUAAUUAGCUGUUUUGAUAUCAGGUUACUGUGGGUCGGCAUUUGUUUCCGAUACGUUUUCUGUUUACAUUCCCGAAAAGGUAUAAUUAAACAUUGUUCGCUGAUGUCCUUCCACGUGUAUCCGAGGUUUCUCUCUGCGAAAAGGUGGCUCCUCAAAUUCAUUGUCCUUGUCCAUCUUGCAUUCGACGACAGCCAUAUUGCGUAAUUUGAGCAUCAGAGUAGAGAAGCGGUGGCGCCCAGCUAACCAGCCGGCUGAAGAAGAAGAAGAAGAAGAAGCAGUUGUAGAAGGAGAAAACGAAAAGGUUUUGAUGCGGAAGCGCGCGGAGACGCAGAAACUGCUUGCUUCUCGCUGCUUCUUCCCUUCUUGCCUUCGUCCGAUGCGGGCAGGGGCGAUCGGAGCGGAGUAUUCGGAUGUCGAAUGUUGAUGAGUUUGUUUUCAAACUGGUCUACUUCUAUGGCACUCGUCUUCUCUUUUCUCUCUCACUCCAACCCGACUUACAAUUUGAGAAAGAAUGAAAAGUUGAGGUGGAUUAGAGCAACAAAGAAUGCGCGAAGCAAAGAACAAAAAUCCGAAAAAUGCAAAAAAAUGCAAAGAAAAACAUACAAUUUGCCGCCUUCUCUAAACGAAUACAUUUUAGUGCUCUGUGGGAUAUUGAAACCGGACAGCAGUGCACCGCUUUCACUGGACACACUGGAGAUGUCAUGUCCCUUUCCCUCUCGCCAGACUUCCGCACAUUCAUCUCGGGAGCUUGCGACGCUUCAGCCAAGGUUCGUUUCGAAUUUCGUUCUACCACGCCAAUUGAUCAUUUUUGCAGCUGUGGGAUAUCAGAGACGGCAUGUGCAAGCAGACAUUCCCCGGACACGAAUCCGACAUCAACGCAGUCGCCGUAAGUUUUUCCUCGCCGCCUUCGCUUCGAAUCUAGCAUCCAUAACGAAAUCCUUCUUUUUCAGUUCUUCCCAUCUGGAAACGCGUUUGCCACUGGAUCCGACGACGCCACGUGCCGAUUGUUCGACAUCCGUGCCGAUCAGGAACUUGCCAUGUACUCGCACGAUAAUAUUAUUUGCGGUAUGUUCGUGUGCCUCACGAAAGUGUUAAUCGGCGUCGUUCAGGAAUCACUAGUGUCGCAUUCUCAAAAUCGGGUCGCCUGUUGUUCGCCGGUUACGAUGACUUCAAUUGCAAUGUUUGGGAUUCUAUGCGACAAGAACGAGCUGGUGAGCUUUUGAAACAUUCAAAUAGGAGCUCCGAUCUGUUAACUGAAAAAUAACAGAACGGGGGGAAAAGGAGCAUUCGAGGAAUGAAUUUACUUGGUUGCAGGAGUGUUGGCUGGACACGACAACCGUGUCUCGUGUCUUGGAGUCACCGAGGACGGAAUGGCCGUGUGCACGGGAUCGUGGGAUUCGUUCCUCAAGAUAUGGAACUAG